Molecule: messenger RNA, 2765 nt
Organism: Drosophila willistoni
Lineage: Eukaryota; Metazoa; Arthropoda; Insecta; Diptera; Drosophilidae
Product: nucleolar protein 14 homolog
Exons: 3
Coding region: 101-2698 (865 amino acids)
Biological process (GO): maturation of SSU-rRNA
Cellular component (GO): Noc4p-Nop14p complex; nucleolus; small-subunit processome
Source: RefSeq, a predicted model, not a curated record
UCAUUGGUCACACUUAAACCUACCGCCUCGCACGUGUAGUCUAUUUUGUUGUUAAAUGCAUUUUUAUUAAAUUUGUUUUAAUCACAUUCAAUUUCGAAAUAUGGGAGCCAAGAAUAAACGGACAAACUCUGAUGCGGUAUAUGCGAAGAAGUCAGCUAAAUCCGGCAACAAAAAUCCGUUUGAAACAAGCAAAGAGCAAACAGCAACAAAAGGCCAAAAUGCCUUUGAUAUCCAUGUCAACAAGGAAAAGUUUCAGAUUCUGGGUAGGAUUUGCAAGCAUGAUCGCGGAAUGCCUGGAGUGUCACGUGCUAAAGCUCUACAGAAACGUGCUCAGACCAUUGGAAAACAAUAUGCUGUAAAGAACAAGACAAACAAAUUCGUAGAUCGCCGAAUUGGGAAACAUCUGAGCGGGGAUCAACUCACCGAGUCGGUGAUGAACGCCCGUUUCCUGGCAGAGAAGAUGUCCCAGGUGCGUGCCUCGAACAAAGCUGAAAGAUACAACCUCAACGACGAUGAAUUGUUGACACAUCGUGGCCAAACACUGGAGGAGAUUGAACAGUAUCGAGACGAGCGUUCUGAUGAUGAAGAAUUGGACGAUGAAGGAUUGGAUGCCGACUUUACAUCUGCUGCAAAUUUUGGAGGUGGCGACGAGGAAACGGCCCAGGAUCGUCAAACGGCAAUUGACAAGAUGAUACUGGAGCAAAAGCGACGCAAGAAUGAAAUUGCCAAGGAAAAGGAUGAAGUUUAUGAUCUUACGGAAAAAUUGGAUGCCAACUAUAAACUGCUCUUGCCUUUGGUGGCUAAGGCCACAAAGGACGACCAAGCGCCAAAACCACCACCAGAUGCCUAUGAUAAAUUGCUGAAGGAGAUGAUAUUCGAGCCGCGUGGCAGUGUCUCGGACAAAUUGAUAAAUGUCGAAGAGCUGGCAAAACAGGAGGCCGAGCGUCUGGAGAAAAUGGAAAAUGAAAGAUUGCGUCGCAUGAAAGCCGAUGGCGAAGAGGACGAAAAAGACGCCAAGGCAAGACCGAAACAUCGUUCAGCGGAUGAUUUGGAUGAUGGAUAUUUCGUGGCCGGAGACGACGAUGAACCAGAUGAUACCUUAGCUUAUGAUUUGGAUGGCAAUUUGGGUACUCAUCUUAAUGGAAAAACGAAUAAAGUUCAAAGCGACAAACCUGGAGAUGACGAGGAAGAUGAUGAUGAAGAGGACGGUGAGGAAGAAGAAGAAGAGGAGGAAGACAGCGAUGAUGACUCUGAAGUAGAUAACUUAAGUGAUCUCAAGGAAUCGGACAGUGAAUCUGACGCAGAAGCGGCGCCAGAGCAAUCGGCCACAAAAUCACCCAAGAAAAAGUCCUCAACUUCAAUAGAGUCUAAAAUAGAAGAUACUACCAUACCUUUUACUCUUAAGAUGCCCAAAACCUAUGAAGACUUUACGCAACUCUUUGACCAAUAUCCUCAGCCUGGCCAGCAAGCAACCAUUGUCGAGCGUCUAAUUAAAUGCCACCAUCCAAAGCUCGAGGGGGUCAACCGUGAGCAUGUGGUCAAACUGUAUUCUUAUCUGUUGCAGUAUAUAAAGGAUCGCUUUGAGGAUGCAAGCGAACAGGAUAUUGGUAAAAAUUUCAAAUUGAUAUCAGGCCUUAUGCCUCAUUUGUAUGACCUCACCCAACUAAAUCCGCUACGCAUGUCCAGCACUUUGCUGGAAGUGAUCAAGGAGAAGUAUGCGGCCUAUCGAAAGAAUCACAAAAUAUAUCCAACCCUGGAUACAUUUAUAUAUUUCAAAUUGGUGGCCAAUAUAUAUUCAACCUCUGAUUUUCGACAUCCGCUGGCCACGCCCACAUACAUCUUUAUACAGCACAUCCUUAGUCGAGCGAGAGUACGGACACGGCAGGACAUUGGAAUGGGACUAUUUCUUGUUACCAUUGCAUUGGAAUUUGGAUCGCUAUCAAAACGUUUGCUGCCAUGUGUUUUUAAUUUCUUGCAAGGAGUUGUCCACAUGUCUAUACCCAAGCGAGAUGUGGAACAAGUUGAGAUCCCGCCACCGUUUGAGACUAUUGGACCUCUGAGCAAACUAUUGGCCAUCUCAUCGUCAACAGCAAAAGAGAGUACAAGUCUGGACGGGCAGAAGCUUCAGGCUGAGGAUCUGGUAACCCAGACAGUUACACUAGAUUUUAGGGUGCGAGCCCUAGACACAUCCCUCUGUUUGAUAAGAGAAACCAUGGAAUUGGUAGCUGAGCAUCCUGGGGCAUGCUAUUUGGCAACGCCUUUCCUGCCACUUCUUAACCGUCUUCCCCUGAAGCUGUACCCCGUUCAUGUCCAUCAACACCACAAGGAGGCGAAGGAAUUGUUAUCACAGUUGGCGGAGCAGAAGCAAAAGCGUCUAGCCCCAGCUGAAAGAAAACCCAAGGCCUUACGUCUCCUGGAGCCGCGCUUCGAAGCUGUCUACGAUGACAAGCGAAGACCAAAGAUGUCAAAGGCCAAGGAGGAGCGAGCUAAAUUAGUUCACAAGAUUAGGCGUGAGAAGAAGGGAGCCAUUCGUGAAAUUCGUCGGGACACGGCCUUUGUGCAAGAGCUUAAACUUAAGCAAAUACUCCAAAGUGAUAAGGAAAGGCAUGAAAAGGUCAAGCGGAUCUACCAGGAGGCCUCUAUGCAGCAAGGCGAGCUCAAUGAAUUGGCUCGUGCCAAGAAGCGCAAAAAGUUUUAGUUUUCUACAAACGAAUAUACUUGUAAAUGUUAGUUAUGCGAUAAAUAUAGAAAAUGUUACAAAUGAA